Cyprinodon tularosa is the source of this 1016-nucleotide messenger RNA. Its product is annotated as transcription factor HES-1-B-like. Gene Ontology annotation, cellular component: nucleus. The coding region runs from base 99 to 830 and encodes 243 amino acids. Gene Ontology annotation, molecular function: DNA-binding transcription factor activity, RNA polymerase II-specific; protein dimerization activity; RNA polymerase II cis-regulatory region sequence-specific DNA binding. Gene Ontology annotation, biological process: regulation of transcription by RNA polymerase II; anterior/posterior pattern specification; regulation of neurogenesis. Lineage: Eukaryota; Metazoa; Chordata; Actinopteri; Cyprinodontiformes; Cyprinodontidae. The record is from RefSeq and is a predicted model, not a curated record. The transcript is spliced from 4 exons.
GUCUGAGGCAGAGCGGACUGAGGGCUGCAGGAGACGGAAGGACUGUUUUCAUUCUUUAUCUUUCACUGUUUGGUUUCGGUUGUUCUGCUGACCUGACCAUGCCAGCAGGAACGUUAGAAAGAUCCUCCCCAUCCGCUGUGGCUGCGAUCCCGGCCAGAGGGGACGUCACACCGGGGAAACCCCGCAUCCCGUCAGAGAGCAGAAAGUCCUCUAAACCAAUUAUGGAGAAGCGGCGACGCGCCCGGAUCAAUGAGAGCCUGGGUCAGCUGAAGACCCUCAUCCUGGAGGCCCUCAGGAAAGACAGCUCCAGACACUCCAAGCUGGAGAAGGCGGACAUCCUGGAGAUGACUGUGAAGCACCUGAGGAACCUGCAGCGGCUUCAGACCACAGCUGCAUUAAACACAGACCCAUCCAACCUGGGGAAAUACAGAGCCGGAUUCAGCGAGUGCAUCGGGGAGGUCACCCGUUUCCUGUCCACGUGCGAAGGGGUCACUGCAGAGGUCCGAACCCGCCUCCUUAGCCACCUGGCUGCCUGUGUGGCUCAGAUCCAUUCCUUGAACCUAAGCACCCCUGGCCUCGGUGAGCUGGGACAGACCGGCGGCGUGCCGGUCGCAGCGCACCCAGGCCUUCAGCUUCCGCUCAAAGGUGUCUCGGUUUGCCCUGAAGGACCGAAGCUGUACGGAGGCUUCCAGGUCGUGGCGUCGCCAGACGGACAGUUUGCUUUUCUUAUUCCCAACGCUGCUCUCACACCUCUGAGUGUCCAAAACAGCCAUCCGCUGUCGCCCGCUGCACCCGCCGUCACUUCAGACUCUGUGUGGAGACCGUGGUAGAAACCAUAAAAAGGACAAUGAAUCCAGGAAUCUUAUUUUUUUAUAUUUUGUAAAUAAGUUUUUUUUUUUUUACGUCAAUGUUUUUUAUUUGUAUAUAUGCACAGGAAGUGAUCCUCCUCUGCCUCUUUAGUGGGCUUAAAUAAAUCCUGAUCAAGUUCUUGGAAAGCACUGCAUGUUCAUAAUAAU